Messenger RNA from Pelobates cultripes (western spadefoot toad), 554 nucleotides. NCBI's taxonomy places the organism in Eukaryota, Metazoa, Chordata, Amphibia, Anura, Pelobatidae. The record is from the annotation of a GenBank genome assembly.
AUGGCGUACGCACCUGAAUCCUUCCAUAUCAUUGCACAAAACUGCAGAGGCCUGAACACGCCCAAAAAACGAGCGCACCUCCUUCAAGACCUUAAACGACGCCGAGUUUUAAUAGCCCUCUUACAAGAAACACACCUAAGAGACACAGACACACAUAGACUGCAGAAAAAACACUACAAAACCACAUUCUAUAGUAACCACCCAACCGCACGAAAAGCUGGAGUCUCGAUUCUCCUAAAUACCGACCUACAUUUCACGCGCUCCAAAACUCUCACUGACACAGACGGCAGAUACCUAUUCGUGAAGGGAACGAUUUCCCAGACAACCUACACGUUUGCCUCGGUAUAUGCCCCGAACGCAAACCAGGUCAAGUUCCUCUGCAAAACGCUCUUGAAACUAGCCAUCUUCGCAGAGGGCAUUUUGAUACUAGACGGAGACUUCAACCUGCCUCUAGACCCAAUAGCAGACACCUCCAACGGACAUAGCACAAUAGCACAUGCGGCUAUCAGAAGAAUCCACAAGACUCUACAAGACAUGCGACUGGUUGAUACAUG